AUGAUUCCCCCUAAAAGAUCACAUAGAAAUCCAGUAAAGUGUGCCUUCUGUCAGGAAUCACACAGUUCCAUAGAUUGUACCAAGUACCCUGACGUCGCAUCCAGACUAGCCGUCGUAAAAAAGAAUCGACCAUGCUUCAACUGCCUUGGUUCACACAUGAUGUCCAGAUGCAAGUCACGUCGUACAUGUCAGAAGUGCCACAAGAAGCAUCACACAAGUAUUUGCCGGCCAGAAAACGCCCCGCAACCUAGUAGACCUGCACAGACUCACAGUGACCCAAAGGCAGCAGCUCAAGCGUCCUAUCCCCAACCGGAAGUUACGAUGCACGCAUCAUCAACCCAAAAAUCCCUAUCCGGAGUUUUACUGAAGACAGCCAUCGCUCCUAUAUGUUCCAGAAAAAACCAUUCUUUAGACGCUACUAUCCUAUUUGAUGAAGGAUCACAACGAUCGUACAUAACACAGUCGUUAGCGCAAGAAUUACAACUGCCAAGGGAGACAACCGAGAUAAUUUGUUUGUCGGCAUUUGGAGGGAGGAGUGACGGAGUUCAGCACCUUGAUACCACCACGGUCUACCUGAUAACAGAUUCUAAGCAAAAGAUCCCUAUCAAAACUAUUAUUGUCCCGACCAUAGCAAAUCCCAUUACUAAUCACCUGAAAGAUUCCACGGUUAAUUUACCAUACUUACGUCGUCUUAAGUUAGCCCAUCUAGUGAGCAGUGUCAGUUGUUUUAACAUAUCCCUACUCAUCGGCGCUGAUUUCUACUGGGAUAUUGUUGAAGAUGAGGUACGACGUGGAGAUGGUCCCACGGCAGUAAAGUCCAAGAUUGGCUACCUAUUAUCCGGACGCUUACCUGAUUCGACCUCCAGAGAUUUCUACCCAGCAUGCACUGAACGUUAUCACUUCCUGUGCAGAUGA
Messenger RNA from Mercenaria mercenaria, 915 nucleotides. RefSeq lists its product as uncharacterized. Lineage: Eukaryota; Metazoa; Mollusca; Bivalvia; Venerida; Veneridae. The record is from RefSeq and is a predicted model, not a curated record. The transcript has a single exon. Bases 1 to 915 code for a protein of 304 amino acids.